Molecule: messenger RNA, 2452 nt
Organism: Xenopus laevis (African clawed frog)
Lineage: Eukaryota; Metazoa; Chordata; Amphibia; Anura; Pipidae
Gene: fgf2.S
Product: fibroblast growth factor 2 S homeolog
Exons: 3
Coding region: 644-1111 (155 amino acids)
Cellular component (GO): extracellular region; nucleus
Molecular function (GO): growth factor activity
Source: RefSeq, a predicted model, not a curated record
GUACUCAGAGGUGACUGGCAGAGACACUGUAAUCCUUAUUACUCUGCGUUGCUUUCCUGGCACUGCUGCCUAAACUUCAGGGGCAGGGAGCUCCCCACCAAAUCAGUGAGAGCCAGAGGUUGUUGUUUGUAGUUGCCCUCAGCAGCAGCAGUACAGAGGGGCCGCACAGCAGGGGAGGAGGGACAGUCCUGUAUAAAUAAAUAAGCCCUGAUGGCAAAGGACUGGAUGAGAAUGAGGAGCACACUUCACCCUGCCUACACUUGCAGCAACCUCACUUUGCAUGUAUAAAAAGGCAUUGAAACUUCAGCAGCAGUAGUGUCAGCCAUCAGCAAGAGGCAGGCACAGAGAUGCUACAGAAGCCUUUGAAUUACAGGAGAUGACAGACUCACUGAGGGCUGCUGAAAGGCGACUUUUCUGAUGCUGCUGGGGCACUGUAGAAGAGCUGCAUGUGAAUUCCUCACUGAGGGAAAAACUUUGCCAGCCCUGCAGUUGCAAUUGAAUGAACAGUGAGGCCCUGAGCAGGGAAAUUGAGGCGAGACACAGGGAUAUUCAUUUUAUACGAUAAAGCACUGCUGCCUGCUGAACCUCGGCUCAGAGAGGCUGCUGGGAAGGCAGGGUUGACGUCUGGAACAUUGUUGCAGGAAUGGCGGCAGGGAGCAUCACUACUCUGCCAACUGGAUCUGAAGAUGGGGGAAACACUCCUUUCCCACCGGGCAACUUUAAGGACCCCAAGAGGCUCUACUGCAAGAAUGGGGGCUUCUUCCUCAGGAUAAACUCAGACGGGAGAGUGGAUGGAUCAAGGGAGAAAAGUGACUUGCACAUAAAAUUACAGCUACAAGCUGUAGAGCGGGGAGUGGUAUCAAUAAAGGGAAUCACUGCAAAUCGCUACCUUGCCAUGAAGGAGGAUGGAAGAUUAACAGCGCUGAAGUGUAUAACAGAUGAAUGCUUCUUUUUUGAACGACUGGAAGCGAAUAACUACAACACUUACCGGUCUCAGAAAUACAGCAGCUGUUAUGUGGCACUGAAGCGAACUGGGCAGUACAAAAAUGGAUCGAGCACUGGACCGGGACAAAAAGCUAUUUUAUUUCUCCCAAUGACAGCAAAGAGAUGAUCUGAAAUGGCCAAUUUUUUUUUAGGUCAUAAGAAUCCCUUUUAUAUUUGUAAUAUUAAAUGUGAGGCUGAGGUACAGCAUUGGUAUAAUGUAUAUUUGUGCAGGCUCUUGAGCCAGUAUUUGAGAGUAAUGAAACAAUAGUUCACUCAGUAUUUAAUCUACAUGUUAAUAUAUUGAAUAUUAUACAUGUAUUUCGAAGUGUCUGGAAUAUUUACAUGAAAAUUCCGUAAAAUACUAUAAAAUUAAAGUACCUGAGUAGAAGGAGAAUUAAAAUGUGAAUCUUAUAAAUUGGUGGCACUAAAUAGGUCUCUGGUAGUGCUUUAUGGUAAAGUAAAUAAGAAAAAGCCCCCAGUAAACAGCUGGGAAUGUCCUCAUGGUUAGGUCAACCAGAUGGAAGCCUUCGUCAUACCCAUAGAGUAGGAAUUUAGCAACUCUGCUUUGUGAUUAUGGUUGUAUUACUACAAUAGGCAAGUUCUAGAAGAUCCACCCAUUCACACUUCAAGCAUUCCUGAUGGCAGAAGUUUAUAACGUAUGACAUUGGCUUUAGGCGAGAAAUCAUGUACAUCAGACUUUCCAAAUACCCCAGGCUUCUGCCUUAUGCUUAAGGACUUAAAUUGCAAAUGAAAACCAGUCUCUACGAUAACUUCCCUAACUGCUGUAGCUCCCACAAUGGAAAGAAAAGAACACCAUUUGCUUCAAGUAUAGCAGCUUUCCAAAAUGUUUAGUGUUGCUUCCAAAACAGGAUACAGACUGUUGCUCACACUAAGUACUAAGUAUAUAGUACUACAUUAGUACCAAUUCAUUCUUAGUUUUACCAUUUGUCAACAGCAUUUUACAGUUCCGUGCACCAGGGGACACAAUUCCUAUAAACCUGAUUAUUCUGAGCAAGACUCAAACAUUACAUUACAAACUUUAUUUUAAAAUAAAGUAGAACUCAGCAAAAAAUAAUUGCAAAAAACAAAUACUGAAUUUCAGGUUAAAAAUCUUACAAGGAUACAUACAUAAUACUGUAUCAGAAGGAAGCUUGUAGCGGAUUUCAAAAGUGAAAAAUGAGUGAAAAGUAUAUUACUACAUGGCUCUUACAUUACUGUUCUUUUUGCAUGCUUCGUAGUACAGGUAUGGGAUACAUGAUCCAAAAACCCAUUAUCCAGAAAGCUCUGAAUUACAGGAAGGUCAUCUCCCAUAAACUCCAUUAUAAUCAGGUAAUUCACAUUUUUAAAAAUUAUUUCCCUUUUCUCUGUAAUGCUAGAAAGAUACCUUGCAUAUGAUCCAAACUGAGAUAUAAUUAAUCCUUAUUGGAGACAAAAAUUCUAUUGGGUUUAUUUAAUGUUUCAAUGUUUU